Molecule: messenger RNA, 762 nt
Organism: Aplosporella prunicola CBS 121167
Lineage: Eukaryota; Fungi; Ascomycota; Dothideomycetes; Botryosphaeriales; Aplosporellaceae
Exons: 1
Coding region: 1-762 (253 amino acids)
Source: RefSeq, a predicted model, not a curated record
AUGCUGGACGGUGGCUUCGCUGAGACGCUGUCUGGGUCAUGCAAGCUUCACCAUGUAAAGCCGGAUAUCUUUGCAGAAUUCACUGCAUGGGCAUACACUCGGAAACUCAGUCCACUCUGGGAGAGAGAUAGAACAGUCCACACUAACCUCGACUCAUACCUCAUCUUCCUUGUCAAUGUUUAUGGAUUCGCCGAAGGCCACCUCGUUCCACAACUCCGGAUUGACGCUUUGACCGCCAUUCACAACAGCAUGCUAAGAGGAGCUUCUCUUUGGACCCUGACCAAUGAAGUAUAUCACCAAUGCGAAACCGAGGCCUUGCUGCCCACGUGUCCUCUCUUUCAAUAUACGAAAGACUUGCUGGUCGUCAAAAAGAGUAAAAAUAACCCAAAAGAAAGGGAGCAAGCAGCAGAGACAGUGAGAAUGUUGCCGGUUCAUGUGCUCUCGGACAUGCUCUUGAUAUUCAAGGACCUACUAAGGGCAGACUAUACCAAAAAGCAAGCAACAAUAGAGGACGGCUACCACAGAUUCCAAUACGAAGGCAAAUACCCGCAGGAGUGUAGUGAAAACACUAGGCAGUUGGGGAAGGAACAGUUGUCCAACCCCUGGCUGAACACACUACCGUUCGAUGUUUGGGCGAUGGUUAAGAGGUACGAAAGAGAAAGUCGUCCCGUUUCAAAGAGAAGCCUUUCUGUGAGUGAGGAAGAGGCGAUUAUGGCUCUUUCAAGGAUGCGGAUAGAUUCUAGUGAUGUCACUGGCGGUUAA